Peniophora sp. CBMAI 1063 is the source of this 2388-nucleotide messenger RNA. The record is from the annotation of a GenBank genome assembly. NCBI's taxonomy places the organism in Eukaryota, Fungi, Basidiomycota, Agaricomycetes, Russulales, Peniophoraceae.
AUGAUGGAGAUGUACGAUGCGCCGAUGUUAGAGCCCGACGUGGACGUGCCGAUGCACGCGACAUUCGGCAGCUCGCCUAAAACAUGGAACGAGGCCACAAUGGACGACGAUACGUACGAGACUGCCGACGUCGAAGUCGAUAUGGAAGGAUACGGCGAUGGCGUGGAGUACGAGAUGGAAGACGAAAGCUCGGGCUACGAGGAGCAGCCGGUGCCCGUUGUGGAUGUCGAUUUUGUCGACGCGCACGUUGACGACGGGAACCCGGUCGCUGUGGAACACGACAUGUCCGAACACCCUCCGGAAAUUCCCGGAUUCGCUGUUUUUACGGAGGCUCAUAAUCCUGAAGCUGUUGACUCUUUGGCUGAGACGUCGUUUGUUACUGCUUUUGAAGGCGACAUCACCGUAGCGGAGCCCUCCGCCCCAAUCGAGCCGAUAUCACCGCAGGAAAACUACGAGGCUCCCAGCACCGAGAACGCACCCGAAGAUGCACCUGCCGACUCGCAGCCCGAACCUUUUGACGCUCCCUCCGAGGCCCAUCCAGAGUACCUCGCUGAGCGAUCCGAAGAGGCUGUGGAUGGUCCUUAUGAGGAGGCGGCCGGUGGCGCUUACGAGGAAUCAGCUGCAGCUCCAUACGAGGAAGCGGGCGAAGGACAAGAUGCCAACGCCGACGCUGCAUACGAACCAGAACACGGACCAUACGACGAAGCUCAAGGCGAUCCCUACACUGAGGAACCACCGCGUGAAAAUGCUGGCGAGGCUUACGUGGCGUCACCGGAGGAUCAAGCCGAGGUAUACCAGGAACCUGAAGGUAGCCUCGAACAAGAGUACGAGGGCGACCCGCACGAGAUUGAGGACGGCAUGUGGAUCGAACCGCCGCCUGCUGUCCUUCUCGAUCUGUCAACCUCUUCUGCCGAAGCGUCUUACUGCUUGUUCAACGAGCCCUCAACCUCUCGCGCAGGUAGCUCGGGUGGUGAGCCCCCGACGCCUCCUCGGUACCAGGUACUGCUUCAAGAGCAACCAACACUGUAUUAUGCCCCGCUGUCGGAAAUUUUCUCCGAGCUUCGCUCGGUCGAGGAUGUUCAGCGGCUUCUACCCGACUAUGCCGAGGGUGAGAUGAUGAUAGAUGCAUACGACCUUCAGCUAGUGGUAUCUGAGGAUAACGUUCUCGCAAGCGAGGUCUCUCUGCAUGAUCUGAACAGCUUACACGACGGCACCAGUCACGACGGCCCACUCCGUCUCCGACUGCGUUGCUCUCCUUUCAGAUUCUUGACGCGUUACUACGCCUUGCGCGAACAGGUCUAUCGUAUGGAUCUAGCGGAGGCCGGUACAACCUACGACGCCGAAGAAGCAGGCGAAGCGGAACAGUACGAGCAAGAUGCAUCACAAGAACAGUUUGCGGCUCCAGCACCACCAGUUGAGACGCACGUCCAAGAACAAGCCGAGACUGACGCACAGCAAGACCUCGAAUCUGGACAAGCUCAACAAGAGUCCUCCGUCGACCACGCUCCCGUCCCUGAUAUGGUCCACCAAGACCAGGCACCAGAUGAAGGCCAAGAAGACCAGUACGACGAUGCGGAUGCCGACGCUGAAGGCGAGGACGACGACGAGCAAGUCCAGCCGACAUCAACGACUCAGCAAGAAGCCGACGCGCCCGUUCAUGCAGUGACCGGAGAAGACGCCCACGCUCUCGAGACGACGUACGACGGACCCUAUAACGACCCUGUCGACCCUCCCUCGGACUUGCAAGGCGAACUCGAUGCCGACGACGUACACGCCCAAGCCGACACGGACGCAACUACAGGUCUUACACCCGAGACGACUGAGUACGCCGAAGAGACUGUUCCGCAUGAGGAAGACGAGGAAGAAGGCGACGAGGUUGAAGAGGCUGCCGCUGAAGCUCUUGACGCAUCCGCGCCCGUUGACGAGACCGGAGAGGUCUACGAGGGCGAGGAGGCGUCGGAGGGGACGCUUGAGGGUGAUGAUGGCCAGGAGGGCGGCGUCGACGCUUAUCCUGGUGGAGAGGACGGGCCGUUGAAUGAGGACGGCUAUCCUGAUGACGAGGGCGCAGAGGCAGGUGAACAAGAUGAAGAUGAGCACUCGCGCACUGAUCCUGCCGCUGACAACGAUGAGACGUCUCCCGUGUUCUCCAGUUUGGCACUUCCUAUGCUCGCCAACGGUGGUGAGAGCCAAAUCAGCGGUCUGAGCACCGGUGCAUCGGAGUACUGGGACGAUGCCUCGUACGAGGGCGAGACUAUCGCGCCCGCAGUGUCCGAUAGCAGCCUGAAGCGUCGCUAUGAUGAUCUUGAGGAGUACGAUGAGACGGAUGGACUUGAUACCUCGCGUCAGCUUUCCGCCACACCAGACUCAAAACGUGCGCGAGUCGAGUAA